GGCCCGCGCUCACCAGUCCAGCGCAGCCGUGGAAACUCUUACUGUUGCUCCGAAUCAGCGGGUUUUUGGGACCCAUCUCCCUCCCGCCUAUCAAGCCGCCAUCGCCGGCGCUCCAGCAGCAGCGCGAGGGCGGUGUGAUCGGCGAGAGCAGUUUCACAUCCAGGGUGAACUAGGUGAGGACGGUGAACGAGUAGGCGGUGGACGAUGGCGGCGACCGUAGACGACCUCCUGAGGCUGGAGAUGCCUGCAGAUGAGAAGCGCAUUAUUGCAGAGUACAUCUGGGUUGGAGGGAGCGGUCUUGACCUCAGGAGCAAGCCCCGCACUCUGCCUGGUCCCGUCAAGUCGGUGUCUGAGCUUCCCAAGUGGAACUACGAUGGCUCCAGCACGGGCCAGGCUCCCGGCGAGGACAGUGAGGUGAUUCUCUAUCCGCAGGCCAUCUUCAGGGAUCCCUUCCGAGGCGGCGACAACAUCCUUGUCAUGUGCGACUGCUACACUCCUCAGGGCGAGCCCAUUCCCACCAACACCCGCUACGCUGCCAACAAGCUGUUCCAGCAGGCGCUCGAUGCGGAGCCGUGGUUCGGCCUGGAGCAGGAGUACACUUUGCUGGAGAAGGAGCACAAGUGGCCGCUGGGCUGGCCCGUUAAUGGCUACCCCGGCCCGCAGGGCCCGUACUACUGCGGCGUGGGUGCGGACAAGGCGUGGGGGAGGCGCAUCGUGGACGCCCACUACAAGGCCUGCGUGUACGCCGGUAUCACGAUCAGCGGGACCAACGGCGAGGUGAUGCCCGGGCAAUGGGAGUUCCAGGUGGGGCCAGCUGUCGGCAUCGCGGCGGGCGACGAGCUGUGGGUGGCGCGAUACUUGCUGGAGCGGAUUACUGAGUUGGAGGGGGUGAUUUUGUCCUUGGACCCGAAGCCCGUGGAAGGCGACUGGAACGGUGCCGGGUGUCACUGCAACUUCAGCACCAAGGCGAUGAGGGAGGACGGCGGAUGGGACGUGAUCAUGGAGGGCGUGAAGAAUCUGGAGCUGAGGCACAAGGAACACAUCAAGGCGUACGGCGAGGGCAACGAGAGGCGGCUCACGGGCCGCCACGAGACGGCCAGCAUGGACCGGUUCUCGUGGGCCGUUGCGAGCAGAGGAACGUCCGUGAGGAUCGGAAGAGAAACGGAGGCGAAGAAGAAGGGGUACAUGGAGGACCGUCGCCCGGCGUCCAACAUGGACCCGUACGUCGUCACCUCCCUGGUCUUCGACACCACCACGCUCUGGAAGCCAUAGAGUGUGGUCUAUACAGUAUAGUUUUUUUCGUUAAGUAUAGCGUACCACAGGCGAAUUGUGUGAGACGUAUGAUUGCAAUGGUAGGUGCAAGCCUGUUUGAAAUUCGAGUAGCUUAUAUUUCGGUCGUUGCCCUGGUCUGAGCAGUAAGGGUGAAUUAAAUAAAUAAUAACGAUUCAUUCAUGACGUACGGUAGAUAUAUCCGGUCAGCACCUCACAUCUCGAGCCAGUGCCGAUAGUUCAUUGUCUUCCAACUGACUUCUUGGUUGUUAUUUUUAUUUUUGUGAGCGUGUGUGUGCGUGUGCACACACAGAGAGAGAGAGAGAGAGGUGUAGUCGAGGAACGAAUAGUGUAAUCGUUUUUGUCGUAAUAUCCGGCAGGAGUGAGGUAACGACUGGAUAUGUCCCCCGGAUUGACAUGGGGAGGGCUCUCCUCUUCAUCGGCGUCCUAUGGCGGCGGGUAGCAAGGAUUGGUGCUAGUUCUCUUUUUUGAAAUUUAAGGUCCGAGAUUGUUUUUAUGAGGUGGCUGCUUGCAUCGACCUCGUUUUCAUCCGGUUUGAUAGUGUUUAUCUGCAUAUCUGCCUUCGUUUUUAUGAG
Molecule: messenger RNA, 1865 nt
Organism: Chara braunii
Lineage: Eukaryota; Viridiplantae; Streptophyta; Charophyceae; Charales; Characeae
Source: the annotation of a GenBank genome assembly